This is a messenger RNA of Acanthoscelides obtectus, 1158 nucleotides long. Lineage: Eukaryota; Metazoa; Arthropoda; Insecta; Coleoptera; Chrysomelidae. The record is from the annotation of a GenBank genome assembly.
AUGGUAUACAGUCAAUACUUAAGUGAACCUGAUCAUGUUGUUAUUAGCCGUACAAAGUUCGAAGAGAUUUUCCACACGUUGAAUAUCGGAAUUAAGAAACCAAGCAAAGACACUUGUGGGAAAUGCGACUGUCUGAGAAUGAAGAUAACAUUGACUAGUAACAUUGAAGAAAAGUUGAAGUAUCAGCACGAAUUAGACACCCAUCAGAAACAAGCUGACGACUAUUAUAAAUUGAAGGUAGAAGAUAAACGAUUAUCAAAAAUUGAUCCAACGACAAAAACAGUCACGUUUGAUUUACAACAAUGCCUUCCAACUCCAAAGGUUUCUACAGGCAUUUCUUUCUACUUAAGACAGCUAUGGACCUUUAACCUAACUGUCCAUGACUGUGACAAUGAUCAGGAUUAUUGUUUCAUGUGGCAUGAAGCUAUAGCGGGCAGGGGAGCUAACCAAGUCGGAUCAUGUAUACAUCAGUUUUUAAAUAGCAUUCCAUCAGAUGUUGAAAAAAUUACGCUUUACUCAGAUUCUUGCACUGGGCAAAACAAAAAUGCACACAUUGUAGCGAUGUAUUUUGCCUGCUUGAAAUAUCACCCAACUUUGAAAAUAAUACAACACAAAUUUUUAGUGCCCGGCCAUACACACAUGGAGUCUGACACCGAUCACGCUCUUAUUGAAAAGAAACAGAAAAAAACAGAGACACAAAUCGAUCACCCUCGCGAUUGGUAUCAGUUGGUUCGAUGCACUGGAAAAAAACAUCCUUUCAAAGUUGUGGAGAUGGACCAGUCAAAAUUUUUUAAUUAUGCAAAACUGCUAAAAACAGAGCUUCAAGUGAAGAAAAAAGACGAAACGGGAAACCUCUUUUACUGGCGUGAUAUUCGAGAAAUAAUGAUCGACAAAAAUAAUCUUGGGGUAAUGUAUUUUAAAACGGGCAUCAAUGAAAGUUAUAGGUGCCUUUCAUUCAGGAAGCGUGGCUCAUUAGCAAAGUUAAUUCCAGAAUUGCAGUACAAAGGAUUAGUGCCUAUUACCGCGAAGAAGAAAGACAAUCUAAUGAAGUUGCUGCCGUAUAUUUCUGACGUAUUCUGGGAUUUUUAUACAAAUCUUCCAACGAACCAGGCAGAUGACAUACAUCCAGAUUUGGAGUCUUCUGACGAAGAUGAAUAA